CAGCAAAUUCUUCCAACAAUCAGAAAAUGAGAUUCUUCAUUCUUUUCACCUCAAUGAUCGCCGCCUCAUCGGCCUUCCUCUUCCCAUCCGCAGGAGGAGGUGGUGGAGGUUGUGGAUGCGGUGCCCCACCACCACCACCAGCCUGUGCUCCACCACCGGCUCCAGCUUGCGGAGGAGGAGCUCCACCACCACCAGCCUACGCUGCUCCAGCUCCAUCAUACGGAGCCCCAGCCGGAGGAGCCUACCCAGUCGGAGGACGUUAAGAAGAAGCGAUUUAAAAGAAGGAUAUAAGUGUGUGUGUAUAUUUACGAUGACUAUUUAAAUAAAAAUUUUUGGCAUGGUUCUAAA
This is a messenger RNA of Caenorhabditis elegans, 348 nucleotides long. RefSeq lists its product as uncharacterized. NCBI's taxonomy places the organism in Eukaryota, Metazoa, Nematoda, Chromadorea, Rhabditida, Rhabditidae. The record is from RefSeq and is marked reviewed. The transcript has 2 exons. Bases 27 to 263 code for a protein of 78 amino acids.